Messenger RNA from Neltuma alba, 1236 nucleotides. Its product is annotated as indole-3-glycerol phosphate synthase, chloroplastic-like. Lineage: Eukaryota; Viridiplantae; Streptophyta; Magnoliopsida; Fabales; Fabaceae. The coding region runs from base 178 to 1236 and encodes 352 amino acids. The record is from RefSeq and is a predicted model, not a curated record. Gene Ontology annotation, biological process: L-tryptophan biosynthetic process. The transcript has 9 exons. Gene Ontology annotation, molecular function: indole-3-glycerol-phosphate synthase activity; phosphoribosylanthranilate isomerase activity.
AAUAGAAACCGCAAAAAUUGAUGCCGGGGGAAACAGAGUAACAGAAUAACAGAAGAUCUUGGCUCCAAAGAGAGGGGCUGUCCUCCUGUUUUAUCAAUUCGUCUUUUGCCAAACCUCCUUUGGAUUCUCCUCCUAAAUUCAUUCUUUACACUCUCAAUCUUUAUUUCACACUCCACAAUGCACUCUUCGCUUUCUCUCAAGCCUGCGUUUCAGGUUUCCCCUUCCCUCUCUUCCAGAACCCCAAACUGGAUUCCGCCGCCAGCGCAAGUGAAUUCGUGCGCAAGACACUCUUUUCCCGCUUUCUCUGUUCGAUCCCAGAUGGGCUCAACCGAUACUUCGCCUGCAAUAGAUACAUCUAGUGAAUCUUUGACAGAUUCCCUAGAAGUUAAGGAGUUGGAAGUGGGCAUGCUCCAGAAUGAAGUUGCUGCCAGCCAUGGUAUAAGGAUAAGGAGAAGACCGCCAACUGGGCCCCCUUUGCAUUAUGUAGGUCCCUUUGAAUUCCGGUUGCAGAAUGAGGGAAAUACUCCUCGUAAUAUUUUGGAAGAGAUUAUAUGGUACAAGGAUACAGAAGUCGCACAGAUGAAAGAGAAAAUGCCUCUCAUUGUACUGAAGAAAGCUCUUGAAAAUGCUCCUGCUACCAGGGAUUUCAUUGGUUCCUUGAGGGAGGCCAAUGAGCGAACAGGACUUCCGGGACUGAUAGCUGAAGUGAAGAAAGCUUCGCCGAGUAGAGGUGUCCUGAGAGAGGACUUCGAUCCAGUUGAAAUAGCUCGAGCUUAUGAAAAAGGUGGAGCAGCAUGUUUAAGUGUUUUGACAGAUGAAAAGUAUUUCAAGGGGAGCUUUGAAAAUCUUGACUUGAUAAGGAAGGCUGGAGUAAAGUGCCCUUUGUUGUGCAAAGAAUUUAUAGUAGAUGCAUGGCAACUUUAUUAUGCUCGAAUUAAAGGCGCAGAUGCAGUUCUUCUUAUUGCUGCUGUUUUACCGGAUCUUGACAUUGGUUACAUGAUUAAGAUAUGCAAGAUACUUGGACUGACUGCUCUUGUGGAGGUGCAUGAUGAGAAUGAAUUUGAUCGUGUUCUUGGAAUAGAGGGGAUUCAACUUAUUGGGAUCAACAACCGUAAUCUUGGAACAUUUGAGGUGGACAUCAGUAACACAAAGAAGCUUCUUGAAGGAGAGCGAGGCAGAAUAAUCCGUGAGAAAGACUUAAUUGUUGUUGGGGAUCUGGCCUGUUUACUCCGAUGA